UUCCUCAAACAGCGUUAGCUUUCUGCUGCUGGUUUAGUUUCAUGUAGAUCAGAGCGGCAGACGGCGGAGGAGACUUUGCUGAGUGUCAGAACAAAUAGAGGACAGAUUGUUCGGGGACACAAUGGCUGAGCAGGUUGCCUUAGAGGUGUAUAAAGAGAUGGUGUUGCUAUACGUGGAACAGGGUCGACAACAGGUGAAUUCAUUUUGUCGUAACAUGGAGCCGUGGCAGAUCAUUGGAGCUACAGUCAUGACUACACUGGGAGCCGUCUGGAUCAAAGACUUUCUAUUUCAGCAAGAAAGUCUUAAGUCUAGAAUCAAGAAGCAGUGCUUUCGGCUCAUCAGAAAAAUACCCUUUGUUGGCGUGGCAAUUCAGAACCAGCUGAACAAGGCUUUGGACGACAUGUCUGCGAGUCUGUGUACUCUGAAGGAGGGUAUGGAGUACACAACACAGCUGCCAACCCAGGGUCUCUCCCAGAGCCAGGUGCUCGCCAAAAUCCAAGAGUACCAGACACUUAAUGAAGUCCAGUGGGAGAAUGGCUGCGUUUCAGGUGGAGUGUACUGGGGCGAUGCAACACUGACCAAACUCUUGGUGCAGGUUUAUGGAGAUUUUGCAUGGAGCAACCCACUUCACCCGGAUAUCUUUCCUGGCGUAAGAAAGAUGGAGGCAGAGGUUGUUAGAAUGGCUUGCAGUCUUUUUCACGGUGGGCCAAACUCCUGUGGCACAGUUACUUCAGGGGGAACAGAGAGCAUUCUGAUGGCCUGCAAGGCUUACAGAGACAUGGCACAUGAACGUGGUGUCAAACACCCUGAAAUACUUGCACCUGUGAGUGUCCAUGCGGCCUUUGACAAAGCAGCAAACUACUUUGGGAUGAAACUGGUUCACAUUCCACUUGACAAAAAAACUAUGAAAGUAGAUGUGAAGGCUAUGAGGAGAGCCAUUGGCAGGAGCACAGCCAUGCUUGUGUGCUCAGCACCUCAGUUUCCUCAUGGCAUCAUAGAUCCCAUUGAAGAAGUGGCCAAGUUGGCUGUACGUUACAACCUCCCACUGCAUGUUGAUGCCUGUCUUGGAGGAUUUCUAAUCGUCUUCAUGGCAAAGGCUGGUUACCCACUUGCUCCAUUCGACUUCAGGGUAAAAGGUGUUACCAGCAUUUCUGCAGACACCCAUAAGUAUGGCUAUGCCCCCAAAGGUUCCUCAGUGAUCCUGUACAGUGAUAAGAAGUACCGUCACUACCAAUACUUUGUUGCUCCAGAUUGGCAGGGGGGAAUUUAUGCCUCUCCGUCCAUCGCGGGCUCCAGGCCGGGUGGUAUCAUCGCUGCCUGCUGGGCUACAAUGAUGCACAUGGGAGAAAAUGGAUACAUCGAUGCCACCAGGAAGGUCAUCAGUACAGCACGCAAAAUCAAAGAGGAAAUCAGCAAGAUAAAAGGUGUGUUUGUUUUUGGGGAACCAGAAGUGUCAGUGGUGGCCAUAGGUUCAGAUGUCUUUGACAUUUUCCGUCUGUCUAAUGCACUGACAUCAAAGGGCUGGAAUCUCAACACACUUCAGUUCCCUUCCAGCAUCCAUAUUUGUUGCACAGUUUUGCACACUCAGCCUGGAGUUGCUGAUCAGUUUGUUCAUGAUGUUAGAGAGCAGGUUGCCUUCAUUAUGAAGAACCCCAAAGAGAAAACGACAGGAAUGGGAGCGAUCUACGGCAUGGCACAGUCUAUCCCGGACAGGUCCAUGGUGACUGAGGUCUCCCAGGGAUUCUUGGACUGUCUCUACAGCACUGAGGUGUCCAAGUCGAACACUAAUCACAUGAACGGUAACGGAAAAGCCCACUGAAAGUGGAGUAGGCUGGCCCGGCCUGCUUACACCUUCCCAGCAGGGAGUCCCGCUCGCCUCCUCCCAGAACCGUGUUAAUUACUCAGUGGUUGCCUUAUCUUGCUUAUUUAGUCUAUCACAAAAACAUCUGCAAAGAUCUCUGAAGCACAAGCCUCCAUUUUAACUGGAGGGGAAGCCGGUGGGGUGGGAGUGGGCAGAAUUUCAUAAAUUUGUUUAAAGGUGUCCAAGAAUUGACUGCUUUAGUUUCUACAUGUGUUUUUAAUGUAAGUGUGGCUUUAUUUGUAGACUUCAUUUCAAUUUCAGCUCUGGUCUAAAGCUUUUUAUUUUUUGUCAGAAUUACUGCUUAUUGCAUAGCAAAAACCACACUUUAAUCAUUAUUUUAAUUCUUGCCAUGAGCAUUUCAGUGUGCCACAGUCAGUGUUUCACUGUGAGAGAAUUUGACACACAGACCACUGAUAGCUUGUUAGAUUUGCUGUACUGCCCACUAGCUGCAAAGCUGAGGUACUGUCCAGGAUUGUUGGACGUAUGCUUAACUCAGGGCUCUCCAACCCCUUCCAGGGCCAUCAUUUAUCAAACUGCAUAAUAAAGGUUUGAAAUGCUGCUGUAUGAACAAAACUUAGUAUGGCUGUAAGUGCAAAAAAUAAACAUCUGUAUUUAUCAAACGGGUGCAUACCGGUCGUAUGCACAUCGAGUAUCAACUGUUGAUAAAUCCCACAUGUAAACCAGUGUAGUCAUGCGUGUUCGUAACCAUUUGUAUUAAGAAACACUUUCAAUGAAGAACAGUUUGUUGCUUGUGUUCCUCACCGAAAUAACAGCUAAGCAUGAAUGAAAUCAACUUUUAAUGGAGAUUGAGAUUCUUGUAUGUGGACACAAAAUAUAUAAAUAAAUGCACCACUAGUUGGCGAUCGUGUGUCCACCAGUAUAGUUUCCAUGUUUCUUAAUUUUGACAGCAAAGUCACUUAUAGACAUAAUUUUAACAAGAUUCAAGAAGUUCUAACAAGCGCACCACAACAACUAGCAUAACACCUUCCACAUUACAGAAUAUGUAGACAAGUAUUUAUCGUUACACUUGUCCUGUGACAUCAUUGUGCAGGUGUCUUAAGAUAUUGUCUCUCCUAAUGAAAUCUGAACAGUUAAAAUAACAUGGGGCACAUUAUUAAUAUAAAAUUGCGGGAGGGAAACUGUUUGAUUCAUGCCUUGUAGUAACAGGUGGCGUAGAGGUGCUUCUUGAUGAUAAAGGUCUUUGAUUAUUUUUUUAUAUAAAUGAUGGUGUCAAAAGCUGUUAACGCAAGUGUCUUUUUGUAUUUUUUGACAUCCGUGAGGCUACACAUCUGUUUCUAGCUCAAAAUAACUGUUAACUCUGCACUUAUUAAUUCUAGGAAUUAAAGAACAGAUGUGGGCGAGUGAUGGUAGAAAUGCUUUCUGGCUGCAGUUAUCCUGUUCUAGCACUAGAUGCGGUGCAUAGGUAUGGUUUGAGCUGCAUAUAUUUACACACAUUUCAAAAUACAAGUUGAUCAAUUCAGUGCUUUACAUAAAUGUUCAUACAUGCGGUUUGUGCAUGCGAGCAGUUGAUAAAUGAGGGCCCUGGAGAGCACCUGCUCUGCAUGUUUUUAUGUGUACUUGCUCUACUCAUAGGUUUAUUUGUUUUUAAACUGGUGUCUCAGCUCUUGAUUGGGUGAACACACCUGACUGAGUUCAUUAGUUAUGUGUGGAGCAGGGAAAGUUGGAAAACGAGCAGAGCAGGUGCUCCCUGGCUUAUCUUAAUCAUGCAGCACUUCUCUGAGCAAUAGCAUCUUCAUGCAAAAGCACUCUGGUGUUGUCAGCAACUGAUCAGGUUAAUCUGUAAACCACUUGAAACUAAAUCAUGUUGUAAAAGUCUUUGGUAAGCACUCUGAAAUGGCCCAUCUCAACAGUGUGGAAUUGACUUGGAUCUGAUAGGAAUCACAUUUUUACAAUUGUGCUCAAAUUGCACGUUCUAUAUGGAAUGAGCUGCGGAAAGAAUAUAUUUUUAAGUGUCUGCUAGAAAACAAACUGCAUGUUUAUAUUCAUAUGAAAAAGGACUGUCAAACUGUAGUUAGCCAUUUGUCUUGUGGCUGGCAGGCAGAAACUGAAUAUUUCGUGUCCUCUUGUUUUCCUAACUUUUCUCCUAAUUCAGACUACCUCAGUGUUUUGUGCAAUGCAGUUGACCUUCAUUCAACCACUGUAAAUGAUUGACACCCCAGUUCAUCUGUUUUUUAAUUAUUACUUUAACAAAAAUAAAGCUGAGGUGAUUAAACUCUAA
This is a messenger RNA of Thalassophryne amazonica, 4100 nucleotides long. RefSeq names its product sphingosine-1-phosphate lyase 1 (gene sgpl1). The record is from RefSeq and is a predicted model, not a curated record. Gene Ontology annotation, molecular function: sphinganine-1-phosphate aldolase activity; pyridoxal phosphate binding. Bases 122 to 1819 code for a protein of 565 amino acids. Gene Ontology annotation, biological process: sphingolipid catabolic process; carboxylic acid metabolic process. Lineage: Eukaryota; Metazoa; Chordata; Actinopteri; Batrachoidiformes; Batrachoididae. Gene Ontology annotation, cellular component: endoplasmic reticulum. The transcript is spliced from 14 exons.